Messenger RNA from Penicillium riverlandense, 1113 nucleotides. Its product is annotated as uracil-DNA glycosylase. Bases 1 to 1113 code for a protein of 370 amino acids. Gene Ontology annotation, cellular component: mitochondrion; nucleus. Gene Ontology annotation, biological process: base-excision repair, AP site formation via deaminated base removal; base-excision repair. Lineage: Eukaryota; Fungi; Ascomycota; Eurotiomycetes; Eurotiales; Aspergillaceae. Gene Ontology annotation, molecular function: uracil DNA N-glycosylase activity. The transcript is spliced from 3 exons. The record is from RefSeq and is a predicted model, not a curated record.
AUGUCGAGUCCGGCCGCCCUGAAGCGCAACGCGGAUCAUCUCUCCACCCCGGGGUCGGAUUCAAAGAAGCCCAAGGGCAACGCGAGCAUCGUGUCCUUCUUCGGGCCCCCCAAGGCGAGGCCGUUGACGACACAAUCGACAAAUCCAGCAGCCGCUCCAGCACGCCCCAGCAAUUUCAACAAGGAGAAAUGGGUGGCGACAUUGACCCCGGAGCAGAAGGAGCUACUGAAAUUGGAGAUUGACACCUUGGACGAAAGUUGGCUGGCUCAUCUCAAGGACGAGUGCGUCACUCCCGAGUUCCUCGCAUUGAAGCGUUUUCUCAAGAAAGAGAAAGACUCGGGGGCCAAAGUCUUCCCCCCAGAGGAAGAUGUGUACUCAUGGUCCCGACAUACCCCUCUGCACAACGUCAAGGUCGUCGUCAUCGGCCAGGAUCCGUACCACAACCACAACCAGGCACACGGUCUAGCAUUUUCGGUCCGGCCGCCGACCCGGGCUCCGCCGUCGCUGGUCAACAUCUACGCAGGCAUCAAGAAGAACUACCCGGAUUUCCAGGCCCCGCCGGACAAAGGCGGACUUCUCACACCAUGGGCGGAUCGAGGUGUCCUGAUGUUGAAUACGUGUCUCACCGUCCGUGCGCAUAACGCCAACAGCCAUUCGAAUAAGGGCUGGGAGAGGUUUACUCAGAAGGCAAUUGACCUCGUUGCCAAAGUCCGGACGCGUGGUGUGGUCUUUCUCGCCUGGGGCACUCCUGCUGGCAAGCGGGUUGCCGGCAUCAAUCGACAGAAGCACUGCGUGUUGCAAUCCGUGCACCCGAGUCCACUGAGUGCACAUCGAGGCUUUUUUGAGAACGGCCAUUUCAAGAAAUGCAACGACUGGCUUGCUACGCGCUACGGGGCCGACGGGGUCAUCGACUGGAACCUGGGGCCGACCAAGAAGAAAGCUAUGCCGUCUCCAUCCUCGAAUAAGGAGAAUGCUUCCCUGGCUGAUCCGACGUCGACUGCUAAAUCGGCGUCUGAGGACCAGCCUCUGAAGCAGAAUGAGGAUGUGCCGGUGGAUGAUGAAUUUGAUGGCGCGGAUGCUCUGGAAGCCCUGGUUGCUGCAGAGGACGAGUAG